Molecule: messenger RNA, 3403 nt
Organism: Syngnathus typhle (broad-nosed pipefish)
Lineage: Eukaryota; Metazoa; Chordata; Actinopteri; Syngnathiformes; Syngnathidae
Product: regulator of G-protein signaling 22
Exons: 21
Biological process (GO): regulation of signal transduction
Molecular function (GO): G-protein alpha-subunit binding
Source: RefSeq, a predicted model, not a curated record
AUGCAUAGUGACAUUUCAAUAGGAGAACUUCCUGACCUCCGAUCACCUUGUUUCCCACAGGCUUUGCUAUACGAUGAGGAGACGGAUCAGUUCGAGGUACCAAGCGACGCGGCUGAGCUCACCUUCAACAAAAUCACAUCGGCACUAGAAUACACCAAAUCACAGAUCCUUCAUAAGAAUGUCAAAGCGCUGGCAAAAACCCCUUUGGUGGACAACAGUUACACUGUCUCGUGGGCACGAAAUAUAAACAUCGACAGGAGUACAUGCAACUGUCGUCUAGCCACGGCUGUUCUGAGUGACAAAGAAGGAUUCCGUUCUCACGAGAACAAUUCAUCCAAACAAGGUUGUGUGAGAAUACAUCAGCUGCUCGGUACAUCCUCUGGCCACAGCGCACAAGUCCACAGAAAUGUCUGUGAAUCAUCAAGGCGUUCUUCUAAGCUGUCUCUCACUUCCUCCGCGUCAACCCUCUACGGUGCUGACAUCAACAUCCGAGAGACAUCAGACGCAUCUCAAGAAAAGCAAAUAUAUGAAGAGGCCUCGGAACUGGAUUUGCAAAACCUGGCUGCCCAAAUAGUUCACAAGGUAGUUGACGAUGCCGUCUUUAAGUUGACCGCACAGAACCGCAAAAAGUGUACUUGCGUGGAUAAAAAAUGCAAGUGUAUGCAUUGGCACUGUUCAGUUGAUGAGAACACCAAAGAAUCCUGUAAAGAAUGCCAAAAAUGGAGUCGAGGCAAUGAAAUUUAUGAUGGGAAUAAGAGCAAAAUGUCGGAGGCAAGUUCAGAUACAGAAACAGUCCAGGAUGUUUGCUGCCAUGGUGGCUGUCACCAAGGCAACCAACCAGGCAUGGAUGACUUCAAGGAGUUUUUGCGUGGAACAACAGGAGGCAGGAUGUUAAGUCUUUGGAUGGACAUUGAGAGGCUGAAAACCCUUAACAGAGAGAGGGAGAACAGCUUUCUGGCUUUAAUGAGGAGCCGCUACCUGCUAAGAAGCAGUCAGAAUAGUCUACGCUUGCAACAGCUCUGCAGGUUUGGGCUGACUACCUCCCCCUGCUGGACAAAAGAGAGACUGUGCUCAGUACAGCCCAAAGUCAUGGAGUCAAUCACAUCCUAUUGGGUUCCUCGUUACUGGACAUCCCCUCAAGUUCAAGUCGACCUGAAUGAUCCUGAUAGGGAGUGGUGUGUAAGCCCUUAUUUGGCCUCAAUGACCCCUUGUUCUCUUUGUCCUGAACCUUGGCUUCCGCUUCCCUACAAUCCACAGUUUAGCGAGCAUUCUCACCCAAGCAGAAGUCGAUCACUAGGGCACACAAGACUGGAAAAGGUUUUACACGCAUUAUUUGUUGACCCUGAGGCAGGCUCAUACUUCACUCAUUUUUGUGAGCAGUCUGGAAACCAGUUAUGGGAGAAUGCAGUUUAUCUUUGGAAUGACCUCCAGCACUAUCAUGAGCUCUUCUACCAGGACGGACUGGAUCCCUAUAGAGUGCAGAGAAUAGCUCAGGUUAUCUGCUCCACAUAUCUCCAUAGUUCUGCCAGCAGGAGCAUUGGCAUGAAGGAGGAGAUUAGGAAGGAGGUGUACAACCAGCUGACACCUGCUUUUGAGGAGCUCUUUGAUAAAGUUGAAGACCACAUCUUGAACAUCCUCAUGGAGGCUUGGACAGCGCUUGUUGACCUGGACAAAAAAGCCUUCCUGCAGGUAGACGUGUACAAGAAUGUACGCUGUGUGAACACUUGGCAAUUCAGGGAGCUCCAGAACUUGUAUGCAGAAUUCAAACAAAACAAGCAUCAACAGCAAAUAACAUCACCAUUGAAUACCGCGUCCGGGCUCUUCUCUCAGGGUCACCGGGACCUUGAGUCUUGGUCCAAUGUGCCAGCACAGUACCAAGGUUACCGCUUAGGCUCUUUACUUCGACAUCAUCAUGAGAUCUGGCACUUUAUGUCUUUCCUCCGAAAUAAAGAUGCCAGUAUCCACCUGGAAUGCUGGCUGGACCUGGAGCAAUACAGGCAGACUCCUCAGAGGAACAAGGCGUUGACACAGGACCGGUCUUCUCACAUUGCGAGAAAAUAUCUCAACUCAAACUAUUUCUUUAGUUCCCAAAGUCCCGCCACUGAAGAGCAACAGAAUCAUAUAUUGCACUUGGCAGGUGGACUGGAGCUUCUGCAAUUCCAAUGUCUCUCAAAGCCAGUUACCGCGGAGAUCCAGGAGAUCAUCCGAUGUCACAUUGAGAAAAAAUGGCUGCCUGAGUUUCUGGCCACAGCAGAGUUUAGAGAGCGGCGGAAACGCAAAGGAAAGGUACAGCAGACGGAGCAGUGGUAGUUUAGCAUUACAUGCCGCAGGAGAUUAGAAAAAGAAGGCUGGAAGAGUCAGGGCUUGUGGAUGAGUUCCUCCAAGGAGAUCCUUCUUUUUCGACGGCUUCUCCUCAAUCCGGCCUCCUGUUUGCACUUCCAGCACUUUGUUUCUCCGAGGGGUGACUUCCUAGAGAAUGAUGUGCUCUUUUGGCUGGAGGUGCAGCGGUACAAGGACCUGUGUCAUUCUCACAGUGACGAGGCCACGAUUCAACAGAAGAUCUCCACAAUCAUUAAGUGUUUCAUCAACUCAUCCUCACCUCCGGCCCUGCAGAUAGACAUCCCUCUGGAGCAGGCAAAGCACAUUAUGGAGAAACGUCACAAACUGGGCCCUUACAUUUUCAGAGAGGCACAGAUGUCAGUUUUCAGUGAGUUGCUCAGAUUUUGGCCCAAGUUUCAGGAGCUUAAGAGCAGUGUACAUGAGGGUCAGUUGCUGGAAAUGCUUCAAGAUGAACGAGUCAAACACAAAGCCAGAGUGCGGAGACAAAAGAGGAAGGCGGAGGAAGAGGAUGAGAGGAGAGCUCAGGUCUGCUGCAAGAUGGAUGGUCAUGAUAAUUGUGCGUGUCUUACUUUGAAAUUAAAAGUUCUUCUCUUGGUACAGGAGGAAUAUGUGAAACGGCUAACUCGCAGUUCUAGUGAAAAUGAUGAUAUGCAAAAUGAGAACGAUAAGGGAGUAGAAAAAAGAGCAUCUCAGACUACGAGGAGCCUGACGCUGUUUUCGCCAAAGCCAUUCUCGUGGUCGUAUUCCAAAUACAUGGCAGCUCUGAAAAGAAACGAGAGGCUGCUAAAGAGACAAAGUCAGAAAGAAGCCUCAUUCUCCACAUACUCAGUGUCCUCUGACGGCAGUGUGACGUCAACAGGAAGAAAAGGCAGCCACCAGAAGGCUUCACGGCCAUCCUCCAAGUCACAUGUGAAAGAAAGUCAGUAACAUGGAACAAAGAAUUAUGACUAGGUUUUUAAAUCAGAGAUGCAAGAAAACCUUUCCAGAUGUGUAUACUCUGUGUAAAUGGGUAUAUGUAUACAUAUGUAUGUAUGUAUGUAUAUACACACCAAUAUAUACACUU